AUGAAAUACUACAUCCCACCCCAAAGCUACAAGUACAACAGCCCAAAUCCCAGAAUGCUACACUCCCACGACCUCCCCAUAUCCUCUCAACCCACCACCCCCUCCAAAAACCUCAACCACUCCCCCACCUCCUACCUCCUCCGCACGCUCUCCCGCGGUCUCGUAGACGCCCUAAACCGCCUCCCCUCCCCCUCCGCCUACGCCUUCCUCGACAAACACAUGUCCCCGCACUUCGCCAUGUACAACUCCGGCGGGCACGAAUGCAUCCUGCCGCACGUGCAAUCCCGGCAGCAACAGCUCGACAACAUCCUCGCGCUGCGCAAAGCCCACCCGGAGUGGAAGUUGAGGAUAUUCCAUCUCAGCGCUGUGGUCGAGAGCGGUGGCGAGGCGGGCUGGGUGUUGUAUACGAGUUUGGGGGAGGGUGGGCCGCCGGAUGAGGAGUUUAAUGCGCAGCAGGAGAUGGUGGGGAGGUUUUCGUGGCGGAGGAGGGUGGGCGAUGGGGUUUGGGAGUGUUUUAUGCAUGAGGGGAUUCGUGGGGGUGGGGAUUUUUAUUCGUGA
Molecule: messenger RNA, 558 nt
Organism: Zasmidium cellare ATCC 36951
Lineage: Eukaryota; Fungi; Ascomycota; Dothideomycetes; Mycosphaerellales; Mycosphaerellaceae
Exons: 1
Coding region: 1-558 (185 amino acids)
Source: RefSeq, a predicted model, not a curated record